Eutrema salsugineum is the source of this 2643-nucleotide messenger RNA. RefSeq lists its product as uncharacterized. The transcript is spliced from 9 exons. NCBI's taxonomy places the organism in Eukaryota, Viridiplantae, Streptophyta, Magnoliopsida, Brassicales, Brassicaceae. Gene Ontology annotation, molecular function: nucleic acid binding. The record is from RefSeq and is a predicted model, not a curated record. Bases 1 to 2643 code for a protein of 880 amino acids.
AUGGAAGUGGUAAAGAAGGAGAUCAUGAAACUUUUGGAAGCAGGAAUCAUAUUCCCUAUCACGGACAGCACUUGGGUUAGUCCUGUGCAUGUUGUCCCGAGGAAAGGAGGAGUGAUUGUUAUAAAAAAUGACAAGGAUGAAAUGAUUGCUACAAGAACAGUGACAGGACAUCGAAUGUGCAUCGAUUAUCGAAAACUGAAUGCAGCAACUCGGAAAGAUCAUUUUCCUUUACCCUUCAUUGACCAAAUGCUAGAAAGAUUGGCAAAUCACGAAUAUUACUGCUUUCUAGAUGGUUACUCCGGAUUUUUCCAGAUUCCAAUUAGACCGGAAGAUCAAGAAAAGACGACAUUCACCUGUCCAUACGGAACUUUUGCUUAUCGGCGAAUGCCUUUUGGAUUGUGUAAUGCACCUGCAAUCUUUCACCGGUGCAUGACGUCUAUUUUAACUGAUUUCAUUGAAGAUUUCAUGGAAGUCUUCAUGGAUGAUUUUUCCGUCUAUGGAUCCUCAUUCGACAGAUGCUUGGCAAACUUAGGGAAAGUUUUGCAGCGCUGUGAAGAUAAGCAUCUUGUCCGAAUGUUACUUCAUGGCUUCUCAGAAAUCGCCAGACCUCUCACACGUCUGCUCUGCAAGGAAACAAACUUUGAAUUCGAUGAUGAGUGCUUGACAGCAUUUCAUAAGAUCAAAAACACCCUUGUCUCCGCUCCAGUUGUGCAACCACCUGAUUGGGAACAAACGUUUGAAAUCAUGUGUGAUGCAAGUAAUUUUGCUGUUGGAGCUGUGCUUGGUCAGCGGAAAGAAAAGAAACUACACGCAAUCUACUAUGCGAGUAGAACUUUGGAUGAAGCUCAAUGCAAUUACGCGGCUACGGAGAAGGAGCUUUUAGCCGUCGUUUUUGCUUUUGAGAAGUUUCGAUCUUAUCUAGUAGGAUCCAAGCUUAUCGUCCAUACUGACCAUGCUGCAAUCAAGUAUCUCAUGUCCAAGAAAGACGCCAAACCGAGGCUGAUCAGAUGGAUACUCCUGCUGCAAGAAUUUGACAUUGAAAUUCGAGAUCGGAAAGGAGCAGAUAAUGGAGAAAAGCCAUCCCAACUUCCUAUACGGCGGUCAGGCGCUUUUGACACCCCAUGGUUUAGGCAUAUAGCAAAUUACUUAGCUGCAGACAUUGAACCAUCACAAUUCUUUGCUUAUAAAAAGAAGAAAUUCUUAAGGAAAAUCCGACAUUAUUUUUGGGACGAAUCUUAUCUCUAUAGGAGAUGUGUAGACGGUUUAUUCCGACGGUGUGUGGCUGAAGAAGAAAUAGAAGGAAUACUGUUUGGAUGUCAUAGCUCAGCGUAUGCAGGACAUUUUGCGACGUACAAAACAGUUUCAAAGUUCUUCAAGCGGGAUUUUGGUGGCCUACUAUGUUCAAAGACACUCACGCCUACAUCUCGCGCUGUGAUUCAUGCCAACAAAUGGGCAACAUCAGGAAUUGAUUUCAUGGGACCUUUCCCAACUUCUUUCGGAAACCAAUACAUUUUAGUAGCGGUAGACUAUGUCUCUAAAUGGGUAGAAGCAGUCGCCAGCCCUACUAAUGAUGCGAAAGUGACAAGUGGACAAGUGGAAAUCUCUAACAGAGAUAUCAAAUCGAGUUUACAAAAGACAACUGGCGUAAAUCGCAAAUAUUGGUCUGAAAAACUCGACAAUGCACUUUGGGCCUAUCGGACAGCAUACAAAACUCCUUUAGGAACCACACCGUUCAACCUCGUUUAUGGAAAAGCAUGUCACCUCCCUGUAGAGCUGGAGUAUAAGGCACAAUGGGCUAUUAAGGAGAUGAACAUAGACUUUAAGGCAGUUGGAGAAAGAAGAAUGCUUCAAAUACACGAAUUAGAAGAAAUCCGCCAUAACGCCAACGGAAACUCCAGGAUAUACAAAGAGAAGACGAAGAGAAUGCCUAUAAGCUACAACGAUACAUCAUCUGAAGGCCCAAAGAUGGACAUGGGCUGGGCAUAUUCGGAUGCUACUUAUGGCAUACCUGAAAAUUGCUUCUGUGGUCGUAACAUGAAGCUUGAAUCAAACACAGAUGGCCGCAAGUAUUAUGGAUGUCCUGAUAGGUUCAAAAUGGCCAGUGGUGAGCACAUGUGGCAGUGGUGGGAUGAUGCGGUAACCGUGCAGUUCAAAAGGAUCAACUUAAGGCUUCAAGAGCAAAAGGAGCUUAUCCUCAGUGUUGACCGACACAGAAGCAACACAUCUGAUCCAACCAUAGGAGAAGUUCGUGAAAAGCUAACACGGCUUCAAGGUGAAGUUACAAGAUUGAAGGACCACAUUGCUAACCAAGAAUUAGGAUCAUCAUACAUUCCUAUGUUUAGUACACAAGGAUCUGAUUAUUCAAGUGAUGACCGUAAAGUGAGAAGGCACUGGACUCCGAAGGAAGAUAAGGUGCUGAUAAGUGCAUGGCUCAAUACGAGCAAGGACCCUAUUGUCGACAAUGAACAAAUAGUUGGUGCCCUUUGGAAGCGGAUUCAGGCAUAUUACAACGCAAGCCCUCACAUAUUAGGACUACAAAGAAGAGAAGCCUCUCAGUGUAAGCAACGCUGGGGAAGGAUCAAUGCCCAGGAAGUGCGUGAUCAGAUGCACUUGGCCACUAAAUUUUGGAAGACAAGUCCGUGA